AUGACUACAGACGUUGCCGAAGCACUGCCGCGUGGAAGCUCUGAAUUUGUCGAGAGCUCGGUGUUGGAAGCUGUCGUCCCUGCAAGUUCGAAUGUCGACAUCAAGAACGACAUCAAAUCUUGGGCUGGAACAACAGAUGAAAGUGGCUCCAUAUUGCCAUUGCUUUCGCAAAGAAAUGUGCUUUUACUUGCUGUGUAUAUCGUGUUCCGAACGCCACUUCUCGAGGAUGCCACAUUGAAGUCGUAUCUUGCAAGACUUGUCGUCAAAGUGGAGGCUUUUGCAUUCAGCACCACCCCGAUUCCCGAACAGGACCCCAAAGCUGGACCUCUGAAAGAACUUCUCUAUUCUGGUACCAUCAAAGAUACAGAUGAGCCUACAAUCGUCAACCAUGAAGAAGGAGAUGCCGCUCAUACCUAUGUCAUUUGGAAGGUGGAUAUCUUCAUAGCUCGUCCUCAGGGCAGAUUCCACAAACCUGCAGUAUACUUUCAGCCUACAGCAUCCUUCAAACCCACAGAAAGGCCCAAGCAAGAGAUUAUUGAAGACGAGUACCUUCCAAGCCUAGUUCCGACGCCGUUGAAUCUACUUCAGGCAUUUGAACAUGACCCCGCCCUUGUUGGUAUUCAUCCACGCCUUUCAGCGAUGCGGAUCAGCAAGGUCACACCAAACGCUCCGAUUGCGAGAGAAAUGGUUCGCCCUAUUCGACACGGGCAAAAGCCUCUGUAUCGUGUGCUACCACCGUUGAUCUGGAGAAUGAGAUAUUCAAAAAUCCAGACAUCAUUGAGCGACCUCUCUCUGAUGGCUUCUCUGGAUCUGGAAGUCGCUCAAUACGCUACGUAUGAUGUGAGAAUCAAAAGCGUUCGCUUGACUUUACAUGGUGGCAAGGUCAAGGAGUUGAGCCAUGACCAAGAUACGAUGAUAAGUCACAAGCCCGGUGACCAACUGACAUAUCUGUAUAAGAUCAGCCCGGAUCUUCGUCCUGACGGGACGCCUGCACUCGGGAGCAAGGGUCACUAUUUGACGCUGAAUGUCGAGGCCAAUGUCACUAUGAGCAGCAAUUGCCGGCCAGACAUUGCCAUUGAAUGGAAAACGCCUGUUGAUUUUGCACACGAACAGUCAUCUAGUUUGGUCAAGCCCAUUCAUCGACCGAGGAGUUCAACAAUUCAAAGCGUGACUGCAUCCAAUCCAGAUGCUCUUCCAGCUCCAGAGAUACAAGAUCAGGCUGGGCAGAUCAAUUCGAGCAACGACGUGGUCAGUAUCACUCUCACAGUAUCUGGGCCACCUAGUGUUCGGGUUGGCGAGAUAUUCACAUGGGAUGUAUUCAUAGUCAACCGAUCCGACAAGAUGCGGAGGCUGGCGAUCUUGGUCGUCGUGAAAAGAUCGAGAGAUGUCGAGAGGCACAAAUCACAUCCAUCAACAUCGUCUGCAGGCGGUCCUCGGGUAGACAAGAAAGAGUUGCUUGCGACAGCUGUGGUUGAUGAAAACGUCGUGUAUGCAAAGCAGAAGAGUGCGAGAAUGGAGACAGCGGAUCUGAUCUGCUUGACGACUGAUAUUCGCCUGGGGCAGCUUUCACCUGGCUCGUGCUACACGGCUGAUCUCAAGCUUCUUCCGCUUACUGCCGGUAUCUUGUCUGUGGAGUCUAUACGAGUCGUGGACUUGGUCAGUAAUGAAGCUGUAGACAUUCGUGACUUGCCCAGCAUUAUUGCCGUAGCACCAUAA
Molecule: messenger RNA, 1716 nt
Organism: Pyrenophora tritici-repentis Pt-1C-BFP
Lineage: Eukaryota; Fungi; Ascomycota; Dothideomycetes; Pleosporales; Pleosporaceae
Source: RefSeq, a predicted model, not a curated record